AUGGCUCUCUAUCGCUCAUUUGCCGCCGCAGCUCUGCUGCUGUCCACCGUAGCCAAUGCCAUUGACCCUCCCCGGAAUCCUUGGCAGCCAGUCGGUGGUGGCGAGCGUCUUCUCCAGUUCAACCAGACCGUCCCCAGUAGAGCUAUCGCCGCAAAGAGCACUUCCGUCUCCUGGUCUGCCGCUGGCUCUGACGGACAGUUCAUCACCUCCAACAGCAACGGUGACCUCGUGCUCGAGGACAUUGUCUCCGGUAACACGGAGACUUUUGUUACUGCCGACAAGCUGCCUUCCGACACCUAUGAGACCUGGAUCAGUGACGACACCACUCGUGUCCUCGUGGCCUCCAACUAUACCAAGCAGUAUCGCCACUCGUACUUUGCUGACUACUUCGUUCUCGAUGUGGAGAGCGGCGAAUUGACAGCCCUCGUCGACGACCAGGUCGGCGAUAUCCAGUAUGCCGUUAUUGCUCCUUCUGGCGACAAGAUCGCCUUCGUGCGCGGAAACAACCUCUUCCUCCGUGAUCACGGCACAGGAGAGAUCAAGCAAAUCACCACCGACGGUGGCCCUGACCAGUUCCAUGCCGUCCCUGACUGGGUCUAUGAAGAGGAAAUCUUCGGUACUACCAACACUCUGUGGUUUUCUCCCGAUGCCAAGUUCAUCGCAUUCCUCAGCUUCAACGAGACCGGUGUUGAGACCUACACGAUUCCAUACUACAUGGACAACCAAAAGAUCGCCCCUGUUUACCCCAAGGAGCUGGAUUUGAGAUACCCCAAGGUUGGAACCAAGAACCCCACAGUUGAGCUCAACAUUCUCGACGUUGAGUCAGGCGAGUACAAGAACGUUCCCAUCACAGCCUUUGAAGCCGAGAACCUUGUUGUUGGCGAGGUCGCCUGGGUCACUGAUACCCACACCGCCCUCAUCUACCGCGCUUUCAACCGUGUCCAGGACCAAGAUAAACAUGUUCUAGUUGAUCCCACCACUCUUGUUUCCCAGGACAUCCGCGAGCGUGAUGGCUCCGAUGGCUGGCUGGAGAACACGCUCAGCAUUUCCUACGUCGGCGCUGUCCAGACAAACUCAAGCUCCAACGCAAGCUACUACGUGGAUGUGUCUGACCAGUCGGGCUGGAAUCACAUUUACCUCUACCCCGUCCGCGGCGGCGACGCCAUCCAGCUUACAGAUGGCGAAUGGGAGGUCGCCUCCAUCCUCAAGGUCGACACUACGCGCGGUCUGGUUUACUACACGGCAACCACACAUCACCCGACCGAGCGCCAUGUCUACAAGGUCAGCUUGAAGGACGGCACCAUUACCCCUCUCGUCGAUGACAAGGUCUCUGCCUAUUGGUCCGCUUCCUUCUCAACCGGAGGAGGAUACUACAUUCUCAGCUACCAAGGACCGGAUGUCCCUUACCAGGAACUUUACGCCACCAACGGCACCUCCAAGCCCCUGCGCACUAUUGAAGACAACGCCGCUCUGUACAAGACGAUCGCCGAGUACAACCUCCCUAACAUCACCUAUUUCGACCUUGAGCACCCCGAUGGCUACAAGCUCAGCGUCAAGCAGCAGCUCCCUCCCAACUUCGACCCCUCUAAGAAGUACCCCGUUCUCUUCACACCCUACGGCGGACCCAACUCCCAGCAGGUGGCCAGGAGCUUCCAGGCCUACAACUGGAACCAGUACAUUUCCUCAGACCCUGAGCUGCAAUACGUGACUUUCACUGUUGACAAUCGUGGUACCGGAUACCGUGGCCGCGCCUACCGCUCCCUGGUUACCGGUCAACUCGGCAAGCUUGAGCCCGUGGACCAAAUCUGGGCCGCCGAGCACCUUGCCGAGCGCUUCAGCUGGAUCAACGUCGACAAGAUCGGUAUCUGGGGCUGGUCCUACGGCGGCUACCUGGCAGCCAAGACGCUCGAGAUCAACACGGGCAUCUUCUCCACCAGCCUCAUCACCGCCCCCGUCUCUGACUGGCGCUUCUACGACUCCCUCUACACGGAGCGGUACAUGAAGACCCUCGAGGACAACGAGGCCGGCUACCUCGAGACCCGCGUCCACGACACCAGCAAGUUCAAGACCGUCGCCGGCGGCUUCUCCAUCCUCCACGGCACCGGCGACGACAAUGUCCACUACCAGCACGCCGCCGCCCUGAUCGAUCUCCUCGUCGGCGAGGGCGUCACCCCGGACAAGAUGAAGAUGUUCGCCUUCACCGACAGCACCCACGGCAUCACCUACAACGGCGCCUCCCUGUACAUUUACCGGUUCCUAACCGCCCGCCUCUUCGACGAGGUCAACCGAAAGGUUGACGCUACGGCUCUGGUCCACCAGUGGAGCAAGAGGCAGCUCGCCGCCGAGUAG
Messenger RNA from Clonostachys rhizophaga, 2349 nucleotides. The record is from the annotation of a GenBank genome assembly. Lineage: Eukaryota; Fungi; Ascomycota; Sordariomycetes; Hypocreales; Bionectriaceae.